AUGUCUCCAAAUCAGGUGGUGAUAGUAACAAACCUGAUCAAGUUGCAGAAAGCAGUGUCGGAAUCAAAGAGCGGUACUGCUAUAGUAUUAAGAUCUCUGUUAGACCAGGGAUCUCAGGCUUCCUUUGUGACGGAGUCCGCAGUCCAGCUCUUGGGUCUCAAAAGAGUUCCAACUAAAGGUUCAAUUUCAGCAGAUCCUGCGUUCGAUACUCCGAACAAGAUUGAUUUGCUUUUAGGUGCUGAAGUUUAUGGCCAGAUUUUGUUAGAAGGUUUAAUCAGAGGUUCACCUGGUCAACUCAUCGCACAAAAUACAAGACUAGGAUGGAUCUUGUCUGGUCAAGUAGGUGAAAUCAAUCAAAGCGAGACAUGCCACAAUACAGUCGUCACAUUGCAUUCUACUCUCACAGAUGAGAAUACACUCCUCAAACAAUUCUGGGAACUAGAAGCUGAACCCAAAGGCGUUAACGACAAGGUCUACUUGACCCCAGAAGAACAAAGGUGUGAAGAGAUAUUUAAGGGCACGACCAAACGAGAUGAAUCUGGUCGCUAUAUUGUGCAUAUGCCCUUCAGGUCAAGCGAUCCUGCUUGUAAAUAUGGUGGAUCAAAAGACAUUGCUCUUAAACGCUUUUUAACUUUAGAAAAGCGAUUUCUGAGGAAUCCAGAGUUCAAGGCUCAGUAUUCAGCUGUUAUCAAUGAAUAUAUAGCUCUUAAUCAUAUGGAUAUAGCACAAGAUAGGGAUAAAGAAGGUUGUGUGUACCUACCUCAUCAUGCCGUCAUCCGUAAUGAAAAAAGUACAACAAAGGUGCGCAUCGUGUUUGAUGCAUCAUGUGUAGGUAGCAACGGGGUAUCUCUUAAUCACGAUUUAAUGGUGGGUCCUCCUCUACAACCUGAACUUCGUCAUAUUAUCAUGCGGUGGCGUUGUGAACCUAUCUGUCUGGUCGCGGACAUCGUCAAGAUGUAUCGACAGAUUAGGGUGUACAAUGAUCACACAGAUUUUCAGCGCAUAUUGUGGCGUGAGAAUCCAGAUGACGAAAUUCAGGUGUUACGUCAUUUGCGAGUAACGUUCGGAACAUCAUCGGCGCCUUACCUGGCGGUAAGAUCAUUGCAGCAGUUAGCUCAGGACGAAGGCGCUGAAUUUCCUUUAGCAAAGAACCGCGUUCUUUCAGACUUCUACAUAGAUGACCUUAUGACGGGCUGUCAAACCAUAGAAGAAGGUGUAGAGAUAUACAAGCAGAUAUCGGAGCUACUUAAACGUGGAGGGUUUCAGCUCCAAAAGUGGGCUAGUAAUAACAAAGAAUUAUAUAGAUUAAUUGAAGACGGUCAACAAAUACCACAAACACAAGGGAACAUGGAACUAAAAACGGAUGCAAUUUCAAAAAUAUUAGGUUUAACGUGGGACAAAGACAAUGACGAGUUCGUUUAUACUAUUCAGCUUAAUGAGCUAGAUUUGCCAGUUACGAAGCGUAAGGUUAUUUCGGACAUAGCGCGACUAUUCGAUCCCCUCGGAUGGUUAGCACCGAUAAUCAUCACUGCGAAGGUGUUCAUUCAACGAAUAUGGAUGACCGGGAUCGAAUGGGACGCAGAACUACCUGCACCAUUGCUAAAAGAGUGGCUUGACUUUCGGAAGAACCUUUACACAUCCAAUGUAGCAUACGCCGCGGUGGUAUACGUUCGCAUCAUUGAUAGAGAAGGACAAAUUCAUACAACCUUGGUGACUUCAAAAACCAGGGUUGCUCCUGUUAAGCAGAGGCUCACGAGAGAACUUUGCAUGGCGGGCCGCAAUUGA
Molecule: messenger RNA, 1785 nt
Organism: Spodoptera frugiperda (fall armyworm)
Lineage: Eukaryota; Metazoa; Arthropoda; Insecta; Lepidoptera; Noctuidae
Exons: 5
Coding region: 1-1785 (594 amino acids)
Source: RefSeq, a predicted model, not a curated record